GAGCCUUGGCAGGCGGUGGGCAGCUGAAAGUGACUUUUACCGCCCAGUCCAGGGCCUGAACCGACUAGCCACGUUACGUUAACACUGGUCGACAAACGACCUCGGAUCUUGCCCGUGCCUCCACAAAUUCUGACGAGAUUCUGGUGCCACUUGUGAAGUCAACUCGUCCUGCCGACCAACGAAUCAUAUCAGUAUGGCCGACAGGAAUACUCCUUCUACCACUAACAACGACUCAACCCCUCCACGAUGUGGAAAGUGCGGUAACACAGACAACCUCAAACGCUGUGCAAGAUGUCAAACCACCCAGUACUGUUCUCGUGACUGCCAAAAGGGGGACUGGAAAGAGCACAAGAAAACAUGCAGUGGGAAUGCCGCUAGCAGAAAUACCGGCGGCUCGGCGAGUACCGCUGGAAACACCACAAGCACGGGCACUCAGUCUGCACCCAAAGCAUUGAUUGCAAAUCUUGAAACCCCCUUCACGGCUCUUCAAGAGAAGAAAUGGCUGCACGGCCGUCCAGAGAAAGAUGUGUACAAGCUGCUCAUUGACGCUUGCCGCUUACGCCUCGAUGAUGACUACAAGUCCAGUGGCGACAACGCCAGCAUCUACGGCGGGGCUUCCAAUGGGUACGGCUAUUUCAGAGGAUUUCUGCGAAAGGCGGAGAACAAAACUGGUCUCUUGCCACCAUGGUGGUCGCAAGAAAAAGCAGCCGAGUGUGUGAGACUGGGACAACAGCAAGGUUGGAGCGAUCUCAAUUGCGCGAUUGAGAAGAGCGACAUCAUGGAGCAUUACGGAGAUGCAGAGAUGCCAAUGCAAAUGAGGUUGUUCGUGGAGUCGAUCUAUGGAUCCGGUCCUGGUGGUCAGAGCGGCGCUACCAUGCUGCGACUCAAGGCUAUGGCUGAGAUUGGUUCGAUGCAUACCAGUACAAUUGAUAUGAGCAGGGUCAUGGGGUAAGAGAAUGCUGUUGUAUGCUUCAGAGAGUCGUGUAUUAGACUUCUGGAUAGGAAUUUGUCUUUUGCUGUAGCAGGAUGACCAGCUGCAAUCAUCACAGGGUCUUCGAGUCCAGCUCGAGAACCUGCUCGAUUUA
Exophiala viscosa is the source of this 1085-nucleotide messenger RNA. RefSeq lists its product as uncharacterized. The coding region runs from base 194 to 952 and encodes 252 amino acids. The record is from RefSeq and is a predicted model, not a curated record. NCBI's taxonomy places the organism in Eukaryota, Fungi, Ascomycota, Eurotiomycetes, Chaetothyriales, Herpotrichiellaceae. The transcript has a single exon.